UUAUAUGUUAAUAAACAUCUCUAUCCUUUUCCAUUUUUCAGGGUUUACAAUGAAACGAUAGAUAUUCGAAAAGCAAGAUGGCAUCCAGGCUCUACGAAUGAUUCUCAUUUGCUAAUUUUAACAUCCGAAAAUACAUUUCGCUUGUACGAAUGCGAAUUGGGUAACAAGCCAAGGCUGAUAAGAAGUUGGAAAGUUGGCCGUGUACCGUUCGGUUCACCAUCCAAAAUACCAGAUUUCACCUCUUUAGGCGACACAGCGGUGGAUUUUGAUUUCGCUACACCUACUCUCUGUAAACCAGAAAUUUUCAUCGGUAAAGAUAUCAAUAAGGAUAACGUUGUCGAUUGGAAUCAAAUUGAAUGGCCCAUUCUUGUUCUACGUGGAAAUGGAGAAGUACGCAUUGUUCGUGGCAACAUAUUGCAUGAUACUCAUGAAAAUCCAGUGGUAUCAGAAUCACUCUCUAUAUAUCCUCCAGUCGACGACAAUUACGGAAUAGAUUCUUGUUCCAUAAUGUGUUUACAAACUACCCCUCCGAUAGUAAUUAUUGCCACGUGUACUGGAAAGAUUUAUCACGCGAUUUUGUUGAAAGAUGAAUUGAUCGAUGACGAUAAUGAUAGAAAAUCUUGGUCACAAUAUGAUUCUACGUAUAAUCUUUACACACCAGAAGAGGCUUUAUACGUUUACGAAUGCGUCGAAAUAGAAUUAGGGCUUUUUUUCGCGGAUGAAGAUGAAAAAUAUAAUUGUCCGAUACAUAUUCGCGCUGACAAGGGUAAUAGAUCAAGGUAAAUUUUUACGAUUGAAUUUAGUGAAAUGGAAACUCAUAUUACAUCCCUAUCGAUUCUUUCUUUCUUUUUAUUUUCAUCUAUCGAAUAUCUAACGUUCAAAAAUUCUUUCUUGUUGUAAAAUUUAUUAAUAGUUAUUAUUUAUCAAAUAAUUG
Apis florea (little honeybee) is the source of this 934-nucleotide messenger RNA. RefSeq names its product nuclear pore complex protein Nup88 (gene mbo). Gene Ontology annotation, molecular function: structural constituent of nuclear pore. Gene Ontology annotation, biological process: ribosomal small subunit export from nucleus; mRNA export from nucleus; protein import into nucleus. The record is from RefSeq and is a predicted model, not a curated record. Gene Ontology annotation, cellular component: nuclear pore. Lineage: Eukaryota; Metazoa; Arthropoda; Insecta; Hymenoptera; Apidae.